Messenger RNA from Erinaceus europaeus (western European hedgehog), 1298 nucleotides. RefSeq names its product replication termination factor 2 (gene RTF2). Bases 88 to 1008 code for a protein of 306 amino acids. The record is from RefSeq and is a predicted model, not a curated record. Gene Ontology annotation, cellular component: nucleus. Gene Ontology annotation, biological process: mitotic DNA replication termination; site-specific DNA replication termination at RTS1 barrier. The transcript is spliced from 9 exons. Lineage: Eukaryota; Metazoa; Chordata; Mammalia; Eulipotyphla; Erinaceidae.
UGGCGCGACGGAAGUGAUUGCCACUAUCGUCUGAGACCCCGGAAGUAGCUGUUGUAGACAAUUCCCGCAGACUGACUGCAACUUGCGAUGGGUUGCGACGGUGGAACUAUUCCUAAGAGGCACGAACUGGUGAAGGGGCCAAAGAAGGUUGAGAAGGUUGACAAAAAUGCUGAAUUAGUCGCCCAGUGGAAUUAUUGUACUCUAAGUCAAGAAAUAUUAAGGCGACCAAUAGUUGCCUGUGAAUUGGGAAGACUUUAUAACAAAGAUGCUGUCAUUGAAUUUCUUCUGGAUAAAUCCUCUGAAAAGGCUCUUGGAAAAGCAGCAUCUCACAUUAAAAGCAUUAAGAAUGUGACAGAACUGAGGCUUUCUGAUAAUCCUGCCUGGGAAGGGGAUAAAGGAAACACAAAAGGUGACAAGCAUGAUGACCUUCAGCGAGCACGUUUUAUCUGCCCAGUUGUGGGCCUGGAGAUGAAUGGCCGACACAGGUUUUGCUUCCUCCGGUGCUGUGGUUGCGUGUUUUCUGAACGAGCCUUGAAAGAGAUAAAAGCGGAAGUUUGUCACACAUGUGGGACUGCCUUCCAGGAGGAUGAUGUCAUUGUACUCAAUGGUACCAAGGAGGAUGUGGAAAUACUGAAGAAAAGAAUGGAGGAGAGGAGGCUGAGAGUGAAGCUGGGAAAGAAAGCAAAGAAACCCAAGGCAGCAGAGUCUGUCUCUAAACCUGACAUCAGUGAAGAGUUCCCAGGGCCAUCAAAACUUGGAGUAGGAAAACCUGAAGAAACUAGCCUUGAAUCUAGAGAGAAGAAAAUCAGCUCGACUUCCAAAAAUGCAGCAACAAAUGGGAGCUCCUCUGGGAAAGCUGGGAAGCCUCCAUGUGGAGCUGCCAAGAGGUCCAUUGCUGACAGUGAAGAAUCUGAAGCCUACAAGUCCCUUUUCACAACCCACAGCUCUGCCAAGCGCUCCAAGGAGGAGUCAGCCCACUGGGUCACACAUACCUCCUACUGCUUCUGAAGCCCACACUGCACCCCUUCUGCAGCUGAUGGAGUGUGUGCCUCUUGCCAUCCCUUGCAGCCUGUGUAGAGCUCCCUCUGCUCUGUCUUUUCAAGUUAUCCUCCCAGACCUCAGAGCCAGUGUGGUCACUCUUGCUCUGAGGUGCAUGGACUGUGGAGGGAGUGUGAUAAGUGAGUGACUAAGUGCUAGGCCCCUUCCUCCCCCACAGGCUUGCUCAUUUCCUGCUGCGGGUGCACUUGGAUGGGAAAUGCUUUUUAUGCUUCAAAUUAUUAAAGAUUCCAGAUUCCUGA